UUAUUAUCCAUAUAUAUUUUAUUUUCCGUUUCACAUUUCGCUUAAUUUGUUUACGCGUACGUCGUUCGUCGUUCGUUCUUCGUUCGUCUGGUGUGAAUAAUAUAAUAAUAAGCUCGUAGAUACUUUGAGUGACGCAGCAGCCCAAUCAAAGUGGAAUCACUUAAACAGCAUUAAUUGUGCGUGGGCCAAGCCCCAUUUAAUAACCAUUACCCCGAAAAAAAAUACUCGUCAGAUUGGCCAUCUUAAGUGCAUCGGAAGCCCAGAGAGUGUGUGUGCGUGUGUUUUGUUAGUGUCCGAUACGAACAAAGGAACAAAAGUUCCUUUUGACAUCGAACUUUUUGGAUUAUCUAAUACGCAAUCUGUUUUGGGAGAGAAAACUUACGCAUCAAGCAUAACAACAUUUAUAAAUAGCGGAAAACUACGAAGAAAUCAAAAUGAAAAGUGCAGCAUAGAAAACAAAACCGAAGGAGAUCCAAACAAAAUGUGCAACCAAUCAAUGGAGUUGAACCCCUUAAAAAAAAGAGCCAAUAACUAAAAAUAUAUAGAAAAGAGUGAGCGAAGCCAAAAAGAGACUCUGCCAAGAACUUGGCAACAUCGCAGCGUUGGUCCGCAGAGGACUGGCCAAAAAUAAACCGGCAGCAACAUUCGCUUGCAACUAGAUGUUGUUGCUGUUGCUCGCCUUCAUCAUGCGAUUCGUAGACAUUUCCAAACGCUGUGCGGCCUGCUCCAGGGCCGGAAUCGAUUGCCCGCACAACGGCAGCAGCAACAACAGCGAUGCCAACGGCAACACUGCCUGCUGGCAACAUGUUGCCGGUGCCACCAGCAACAGCAGCAGCACCAGCAGCGGCUGCGACAGCAACAGCUCCUCCAAGGAGAAUUACUACGUGCCACAACAGCAGCAACAUCGUCUGAGGGCAAAGCCCACUAGCAACAUUGGCGUGACCCCGCAGCAACUGGAGCAGAUACGCUUCUACCAGCGCAUGCAGCAGCAGCAAUUGCAACUGUUGCAGCAGCAAUUGCUGCAGCGGCGACGUCUGCAACAACAAUUGCUCCAACAGGGCGUGCCAUCGCCUCCCGCGACAACAAUUACUUCAGCGGGCCUCACAUGCAAUCAACAGUAUUUGCGACAGCAGCGACUGCAGCAGCAACAGCAGCAGCGAUAUGUGGACCACAACAGCAACAGCAACAAUGACAAUGACUAUCUGAACAACUAUCUUAACAACAAUAUUAACAAUCAAAACAAUGGCAAAGUUGUGGGCCAAGGAACCAAACUUCGACGUGGCAUGACAGAAUUCUCAACAAACAACGAUCACGGCAAACCGCAUUUCACCGCAUCUCAGCAGAAACCGCUUCAGAACUCACCAAUUCACCAGCAAGCAUUCACCCCAUCCAAUCCCAACUCUCACCCACAUUUGCUUCACCGCUUGGCCCAACAGCAACAGCAACAGCAGCAGCAUCAACACCCACAUAAAUUUCAGCAGACCCUGCCCUUCAGCCAGCUAAACAACGGCAACAACACGGCUGCCCACAUACUGCCCGGAUCAUCGCCACAUUCCCCGCUCAGCUACCGGAAUCCGCUGAACAGUCCCAGCAACUCGCCGUUCAGCAACACGGCGCAGACGACGACGACGAUUGGGAAGCGGUACCAGCAGCAACAGCUGACCGAUCGCCUGCUGCAGCAGCAACACCUGCAGCAGUGCCAGCAGCAGCAACUGCAAUCGCUGGGCAGCGAUGCGGAGGAGGAUGCCGCCGGCGAGGAACUGAGCGAGGAAAGUCUCAAGCAGAAUGUGGCCAUUGUGCUGAGCAACUUGGAUCGCUACAACAACGCGUUGCGGAGCAUCAUCCUGAAUGAGCAGGUGAGCAGCAGCAUCAUCACUCCCAGCGACAGUCUACUGUUUGGCGAGGAUUCGGGCGGUCUGCUCUAUUGCGACAACGACAACGCCAGCAGGAAGCACCAGGGCAACAAUAACUUUCUUCUGGGCAAGAUGGCAGCCACACCGGAGUCGGACUACAACAGCAAUGCGACCACGCCAGGCGCUCGCAGCAACGAGCAACAGUUGCAGCAGCAGCAGCAGCAACAACUUGGGGUAGGUGGGAUGCUUUGUGGUGGUGGCGGGAUGCGGGAAACUACUAAUGGCGGUGGCAACAAUCUCAACUGCUCGUUGGCCUCGUCGCACGACUUUACUCACGACAAUUCCGAUUACCAGUGGUUCCUGGACUACGGCUAUCGAGAUGGCUGUGGCGGCAUGCAGCGCAGCGUGUUGAGUUCCCUCUCGGCCUCGUACAACGCCAUGGGGGACCUGAUCUACUACGAGGAUCUGGCCAAGAAUCUGGAUGCCAAUCUGGCCGAGGUGGAUAUGGAGAGCUUUCGGGCCGAGGACAUACAUUCCCUGCUCUCGCAACUGCCCGCUUAUUGCAAGAGUCUGGGCGGGGCCAACAGUCGUCUGCAGCAAUCGUUGCUCCUUCAGCAGCAGCAGCAGCAACAGCAGCAGCAGCAGCUGCAACAGCAACAAAUAUUGCACUGUAGUAACAUGUUGCCGCACAACAUGUCGCAGACGUCGACCACCUCCACCAACGAACUGAUCGACAACUCCUUCUGCAAGUCGGAGCUGCUUUUUUCGCCGGUGCGGGAAUCGCACAUCUCGGUGGACUCACUGGACAUGGACGCCUAUCCGGAUGACGGCGAGAUCAUACUCACCUGCAACAAGGACAACUACACGAUCGCCUUCGAGGGCAGUGUGCUCUACUCGGACGACAGUUUCUAUGCGGAACCAAGUGACAUUGCCGCCAGGAACAAACAGAACUGCAUCAACUUGCACAGCAAUCUGGAGGACAUUGUGAAGCGCAACAAGGCCCUGGAGGUAUCCAUGUCGCGUUCGGCCCAGGCCUUCCAGCCCCUCUGUCCCAAUUCGCCCAGGGGACAGGCGGCCACAGCGGCAGCAGCUAAUCUACAGCGACGCUCGUUAUUUCUUGUUUCGCCCGCCCGCAGGUAUCCCUCUGGGAACAACAACACGGAGACCAUCACCCUGACCCGACACCUACCACAGUGCUCCGUGCGCAAGAGCAGCAGUCUGCCCAAUCUGCAGAGCGAGGAGUCCAUGGCGGGCAGCUGCCCGGAGGAGCAGCCAUCGGGGGCAUGUGGUCAGCCAGCGGUGGCGCCACUGAACGUCUCCCAGGCGAUCAGCACCUCGACCAUGGAGUCGUGCAAGUCGCGGUCCAGGAAUCUGCUGCCCAUGUGCCAGAUGCCCAUAUCGAUCAGUGUGUCCGUUUCGGAGCGACUGCAGCAGCAGGCCCAGGAUCAGCAGGAGGUACCCAUUCAGCAGUUCACACCCACAUCCCAGCAGCCACAACAGCAGCAGCUGCAACAGCUGCACCACCACUCGCACCACCACCGCCACAAGCAGCGGUGCAGUUGCUCGCAGGAGAGCCAGAACUUCCAUAUUUCCGGAUCGGCCUCCUCGGGCAACUCAUCCAAUCCGCCGGCCUUCAAUCUAGUCAAGUUGUUCAUCAAGCAGAAGAGCACCAACAGCAGUGGCGGCCAGGAGGACUUGGGGGCCCAGGCCAGUGCGCACACCUGCAUGGACGUCUCCUCCGGCUGCUGGCCCUCCAGCGAUGCGGCCAGCUCGAGCAGCGGAUCCCUGGAGCAGCGGCUGCGCAAGAAGAGUAUGAACGACUCGGGCAAGGGAUCGGCAGUGAGUCGCCACGACGAGGAGGAGCACUAUGCGGAUACGGAGACGCCGCGGCGGCAGCUGAGGGCCCGAUCCGAGGCAGUGUUCUACGAGGACGUGGCCACGUCCAGUUCGACGGGCUCGUUGACAGCGACCAACUCACCGGCGCAUCGUCGUCGCAGCAUGCCGCUACGCAAUCCCCAGCUGUACCAGCUGGCCGCACAGGUGUCCACCGGCAGUCAGUUGUCCUCGGCGGCCAGCACGGAGCAGCUGACCCAGGUGCCACGGCGAGCGGAGGCGGGCUGUGGGUCCAGCACUCGUCCAUUGUCGUGUGCCUCCAGCUCCGAGAUGAUCACACGCUCGAUGCAGACAUCCUGCGGAUCUCUGAGCACCACCCGGAGCAGCCUGAGCGAUCGCUAUCGCUGUGUGCCACCCUCGUUCCUCGAGAAACUCAACAACCUGGGCGAACAGCGACAGGCGCCCAUUUACGUGAUCUAUCCGAACUAUGCCCUGCCCGAUUUGGGAUUCGUGAAGACCAAUGCCAGCACUGAGGUGAUCUUCUCGCCCUUCAACUACAAGAUGACGCUGGAUGGAGCUGGAUCUGGAGCCGGUAGCACCAGCAGCUCGGGAUCGCUGAAGAAGCAGCGCAGCAACAACCAGAGCGUGAGCGAGGAUGAGAUCCUGAAGACGCUGGACUACAAGCACAUUGCCGACUGGCAGUCGCUGGCCACGCUGCUGCCGACGGAGUACCGCCGGCGGCUGCAGCACAUUCCGGAGGUGAAGCAGCUGGUCAGGCAGCUGGAUGCGGAGUUGUCACAGCGUCCGCUCUUCUGCAUGUCGCCACCGCUGCGCCGGAAUCGCACGCACAUCUGUGACUGCGCCAAGUACUUCCAGGAGCAGGGUCAGGGCCAAGGGCAGGGGCAGACCCAAAUGGACGAGGCCUCCAGCUCGGGUUCGAGUCAGCCGCCCAGCUCCGGCUACCGUGGCUCGUCCACGCUGCUCACCGACUCCGAGCUGGAUGUUGAUCCGCUGAAGCAGAUGUACGUGUACCAGUACGAUCAGCAGCGCAUGGAUUCGGGCGUGGAAACGAGUCCCGGCAGUCAGUUGACCCCCAACCCGCCGCAGCCCAUGCCGCGGAGCAUCCUGCGAAAGGCUCACUCCGCGCAGGCCCGCAACAAGCGCAAUUCCAUGAUCGAGGCCCAGCAGACGCAGAAGCUGAGCAAGCUGGAGAAGCGUCGCAGUCUGCAGGAGCCGCCGCACAACUACGCACUGGGCUCCAACGACGAACUGGCCGAUGUCUUCGAGGAGGAGGAGCACAGCCAGCAGCAGGAGCAGCGUGAGCAGCCGGUGAAGCAGAGGCUUUCCCGCAAGGAUCUGGAUGCCAGGGCUCGGGCCGAGAACUUCCUGGCCUCGUUGCCGCGCUCUGAGCUCAAGUACUAUGCCGAGAUCGCCUCCAUCCUGGAGUCCUCCGGCGAGCAGGUGGCUUACGAUGCCGCCGCCCUCAAGAAGGAGGUGAGCCGUGUGCUGAGCCAGCAGAAGAAGGUGUCCUUCAAUGACGAGGGUGUGGCGGCCGGACUGCAGCCGCAUGCCAAACGCUUUGCCACUCCCCCCAACUCCCCCAACAUCUCUGUGGCGACGCUGAAACGCGAUACAUUGGACGUGCUGGAGCAGCGCAAGAUCGAGAGCAAUCGCUUCAAGCGCCUGCAGAUCCAAUGGGAGUUGAUGAGCAAGGACUCCAGCAUGCUGAAGGAGCUGGCCAGCGAGGCGGCCACCAAGAGCGGCGGCUCCACGCCCACCUCCGUGAAUUCGACGGGCUCCAACUCGGCGCCAAGGUCAAGGAUUCCACGGCCAGUGAGCUACCCAGCGGGCAGAAGUUCCACGCCCACUUCAUCACGUACUGCCCCCGUUAUGGCCACGCCCUCACCGGCUCGGCCCGCCACCCCCAAGACUGUCACUAAAAGCCACAACAAACCCGGUCUUUUUACCUCCCCCCGCCCAAGCAGGCUCACCAGCGCCCAGGAAGCAGCCGGCGGCUCCAAGGUCAGCACUCGAUCGCCCAGCAGGAUGGUGCAGCCGAAGCGUUACAGCCUGGCCGGCACGACCACGCCCACUUCCGCCACACCCGCUUCGGCCAGGGCGCGUACGCCCACCAAUCGAGUGGCGGUCACCGCGCCAAAUACGCCCAAACGUCAGGCGGUUACCCCAUCGCCCAGACCCACCUCGCGAGUGCGUUGAGCGUCCACACGAGUCCAAGCGUCCAAGUCAUCCCAAUUAGUCAACGGCAGACAACAGACAGCAAACCCCAAACACCCCAAGAAACAAAAAAACAAAAAAAGGACAAAAAAGAAAACAUAUUCAAAACAACAAACAAUGCAACAUUGUAAAAUUCUAGACUAAGGCUUUGUGUGCGGCUCGAUUGCUUAGUUACUGUUGGCCCGGAAGUGAUAUUAAGAUGGGAGAGCAGGGAUCAGUGAUUAGUGAUCAGUGAUUAGGGAUCAGGGAUCAAGGAGCGAGAACUGAUAGCGAGAUGUGCUGGUAUCUUUUGAUUGAUUUUGUUGUCCUCAUUUGCGUUGAGCAGACGUCUGCGAAAAGUAGCUAAAUUUUCUUUUUUUACAAGUAUAUAUAAUGAAAUCUAUACAUAUGCCAAGUACGCGUAAAUUAAACAAAUAUUUUGAUGUAUAUACACACACAAACGGUAUACAAACAUAUAUGCGUAGACUCGCUUUUCCACUAGCUACUCAAAAUGAAAUGAAAAAGAAAACUUUGCUACCCACAGGAAAAAGUACUAAAGUGUAUAAAAUAUUUUCUAUACCCUAUGCUAAAAGGCAUAUACAGUCAAUACUCGAGCAGCAGCAACCACAGUAGUGGUCUACAAUACACAAAUUACUUGAAUCAUACCAAGCUGGGCAGAAAAAUAAGAUAAAUUGGGUACCCAUAUACAAUAAAUGAAAAGCUCAAGAGCGGAUCCAAUCGAUAUUACGCCCCGGGUGCAUUAGAAUAUACUUAUUUUGUUGCUUUUUCAUGCUCACGCUGAUCCUCUCCUAAAUUGAAAAAAAGGAGAAUAUUAAGGAAAGAAUUUUCCAUAUGGCCUUUAAAUCAUAAGCGAUUGGUUACAGAAUGCUUCGCAGUUUUUAAUUUGGAUUUACUUGCAAACUCAAUUUAUGUUUGCGUUUUAUGCUGGGACUUUCUUUUCGUUUAUAACGAGCUUAUGCUGUUGAGCCCUGGCUCAAAAGUGAUUUCAAAUUGUACGAUAUAUGUUUACCGCUAUACCUACUAUUAAUCUUACUAUUCAUUUGUAUCUAUUUAAUGCCUAUCACUCUGUCUAUGACAUAACUUUAAUUGGUUAUUUAACUGCUGGAAGACAUCGUCUAUUUUAUAAGUCAAACACUUUCUAUCCUUAAUUGUAUAGCUAUUCUUAUUGUAUCAUGUACAAGCAGAAGAAACACAUAUUAUAGAUUUGCGGGAGAAUUUAUCACCAAAUGGAUAUGCGGGAGUAUAUUAUGUAUUAAACCGAAAAUAAAAAAUGUAUAAAAAUACAAAAUCAAUAAAAA
Messenger RNA from Drosophila elegans, 7219 nucleotides. Its product is annotated as probable serine/threonine-protein kinase DDB_G0282963. The transcript is spliced from 7 exons. Bases 660 to 5903 code for a protein of 1747 amino acids. The record is from RefSeq and is a predicted model, not a curated record. Lineage: Eukaryota; Metazoa; Arthropoda; Insecta; Diptera; Drosophilidae.